Bacillus rossius redtenbacheri is the source of this 997-nucleotide messenger RNA. RefSeq lists its product as uncharacterized. The transcript is spliced from 2 exons. The record is from RefSeq and is a predicted model, not a curated record. Bases 21 to 356 code for a protein of 111 amino acids. Lineage: Eukaryota; Metazoa; Arthropoda; Insecta; Phasmatodea; Bacillidae.
CUGCUGCUGCAAGCCGCGCCAUGCACCACCUGGUCGCUUUCCUCGCCAUCCUGGCUGUGGCUGCCGCCGCCCCCCAGGGCUGCGCCAGGCCCGCCCCCGAUGUGCUACUUGUCGCCCCGAAGAGACUCGCCGCCCCCGUACAAUCCGCCGCCGGCGAGUCGUCCCAUCCCUUCGUUGUGGCACGUGACUACCUCCGCCCCAUCGCCGGCUUGAGUGACGGAGAUCCGCCCUCCGUCGUGGCACACGGGAUUAAACUCCUUCCCUCCGCAGGCGGUAGCAGCAGGCUGCAGUCCCUGCAGAAGUGGCUCAGGGCCCAAGGAUCCACGCCGCCCCCCUCAAGUACCGCCCAGCAAUGAAGAAACACCUGCCGCCCCCUGGCCUGUUCCGCCCCCUACUGAACGUGCUGGCCUGACAGGGACGUCGGAACGUUUUCAUGAUGGAGGGGGGGGGGGGUUACGAAAAGAUAUAUCACACUUACCUCAGUCCUAGAGCGGGGGGGUCCGGGGGCCCUCCCAUGCAAAAUGGUUUUGCUUAAUGAGUUUCCGAACCAAAAAAUAAAAUAUACCAUUCCAAGAAAUUGAUGACGUAGUACGUAUUAAAUACUACUCUGACAGUAGAUGUAGUAAAAUUUAAAUAAAAUACCAUCUAGGAAUUUGCAAUCAUUUUACAGUAGGUAUAUUGACAGUCAUAAAUUUGAUUUUCUAAUCAAUGUGAUCACCAAUGCAACGUUUGUAACUACUGGUUGAGGAAAAUACUACUAGGACCAAACAUUUAUUCUGGGAAAAGGAGGGGGGCGAAAUGCUACUCUCGCCCCCCCCCCCAUGCAUAACAGCACGGGGGUGACUCGCCCCCUGCCCCCCCCCCCCCUUGUUCCGACGUCCCUGUGGCCUGAGCAUACGCCGUCCCCGCCGUCGGCAAUACGCACCUCAUUGAAGUAAACGAAAUGUUACCAAAAAUGUUGCACCAGAAACAAUAAAGAAAAGAAUUUAAAAUCAAA